Messenger RNA from Haliotis rubra (blacklip abalone), 4476 nucleotides. Its product is annotated as ankyrin-1-like. Gene Ontology annotation, molecular function: protein binding. NCBI's taxonomy places the organism in Eukaryota, Metazoa, Mollusca, Gastropoda, Lepetellida, Haliotidae. The record is from RefSeq and is a predicted model, not a curated record.
AAAAUGGCUGCCACCAGUAGAAUCUAUCCAAGAAGUAACGGUGAUAAAAUAUCUGCCUAUGAGAAAAGGGAAAUAAGAAGAAGAAUUCGCAAAUUACAAGACACAAUAUCUGAAAACAAGAUUGAACUAGUCAAAGAAAUAAUAGCUGGAGACAUUGAUGUUGAUUUUUACUACAGAGGCCAAACGGCAUUACAGCUAGCAGUCCGAGAAGGCCACUUUGAAAUAUGCCGUCUGCUAAUAGACAAGGGGGCAGACGUCAACAAAACAGAUGCAGAAAUGAACUCACUACUGAACAGUGCAUGUUGGAGAGGUCAUGGGAAUAUUGCACAGUUGCUCAUAGAAAACAGAGCCGAUGUUGACCUUUGUAAUGAUAAUGGCGCGUCACCAUUGAACGUUUGUGCCCUGAAAGGCCGACAGGAUAUCUUGAGGUUCUUGAUACAAUCUAAUUGUGACCUUGAUAUUCUGAACAGUCGUGGUCAGACAGCAUUGUUUACAUCAGUGCAGCAGGGAAAUGUUGAAAUCGUGAAGAUUCUUCUUGAGGCUGGGUGUAGUAAAAACACCAGUGAUCACUCCAACAGAACCCCUCUGAUCCUUGCAGCUAGUCAAGGGGAUGUUGAAGCAACCCACAUCCUCCUGCAGUCAGGCUGUGACAUUAACCGACAAGACCGACUUGGUCAGACUGCCUUGUAUCACUGUGCAUCUCAAGGUCACUUAGAGGUAGCCAUGGCCCUCAUUAAAGCUGGAGCAGACGUCAACCUAGCCACCAUUAAAGGAUUCUCUCCUCUUCUUGAUUCCAUUCGAAACAAUCACAUUGAAGUAGCAAAGGCGUUGAUAGAAGCCAGGUGUAAUAUCAACUUGAAAGACAGGCUUCAUCAUGCCCCUAUACAUGAGGCCAUCAGACAAGUGUCCCAGUAUUUUGGAGAUCCAGGAAAGCCGUCCAUCAACAUUGUCGAGCUGCUGGUGUCGGCUGGAGCAGACCUUAGCAUCUGUGACAGCGAGGGCUGGACUCCACUCUACCAGGCUGCGUCCAGUGGAGACCUUGAAAUAACAAAAUUGUUGUUAAACAACGGUGCAUCCUUGGAAGUGUCCACAACAGCAGGGGAGACAAUCCUACAUGGCGGCGUGUACGGAAACAACCCAGACAUAGUUGAACUGCUGAUCCAGUCAGGUUGCAAGGUCAACCAGGUGAACUCCCAAGGUCAACACCCUCUCAUGGCAGCUGUAAUGUCAAGGUCACAUCUAACGAUUGUGAAGGCUCUGAUUGCAGCUGGUAGUGACUUGAAUCUCCCGGAGAACAAUGAGCAGCUAAGCCCUCUCCAUGCCACCGUCCAUCACCACCACCAUGAGGCUGCCAUCUUGCUAAUCAACGCAGGUUGUGACAUCAACAGCGUCAACAGUCGAGACCAGACCCCACUACACAAUGCGUGUGAAAAAGGCAAGACAGACAUUGUAGCUCACAUCCUGAAGCAGCCCCAUCUCAACCCUGAUGGUAUCAAGUCGACCGCCCUCCCUCUCCAUGCAGCAGCUGUCAACGGCCAUGUGAACAUCGUUCAGAUGCUGCUAGAGGCCAAGUUUAACAUCAACCAGCUCAGUGAUGGCGGCCUCACUGCAUUGCAAGCUGGAAUUCAGGAAAACAAAUACUCGGUGAGCAAGACCUUGUUGCAAUAUGGCUGCGAUGUUGACGCCCAUGCCAAGGUGAAGCGACUUAUGAAGUGUUGUCUGCUUCAGGAUGACGCACAUCCACACUUUGCCCUUGAACCCCUCUUCCUGGCCUUGACCCACAAGGACCUUGACCUUAUGCAGCUGCUGCUUCAGUUCUACAUCCAUAUACCCUACAAGGUCAUUAAAAUGCUGAAUCAUAUUCUCAAACAGUCCCAAGAACUUAGGUUCCAUUACAGUGCCCAGAGCAAGAAGAACAUCCUUGAGUUCUUCUCUCAAGCUUUGAAACAACCCAGACUCCUCCAGGAGGUCUGUCGAUGCAACAUCAGAGCAGUGUUGGGGUCAUGGCCACAGGUCAAGGUCACGACCUUACCCAUUGCAAAUAAACUGAAAAAUUACGUUUUGAUGACAGACACUUUCUUGACAUUGGAGGAACAGGAAAAGCUAGAAGAGGAUCAGCUUGAUCAGAAUGGGUUUGUCACUGUGUGAAGGGCUGGCCGACACUUGUCUAUGGUGCUAAUUACUGUUGUAGAUUUUCUGGUGCUCAAGCCCAGCACAUUAUACCCUGGCAAAGUACUUAGGUCGUUAGACCAAGAUAUAUGAUGUGUGAUGUUAUCAUGUGGGCUGGCUGAAACCCGUAUCAGUUUCUCUUUUCUUCAAAUUUGGAUCACAUACAUGUAUCAUCUUUCCUUGCGAAAACAGGGGCCACAUGUGGCCGAGUCAUCGUGGGCACUGCAGUUAGCUGUAUAGAGUUGCUUGCGAGGAAACAAUUACUGUGGGUUCAAAUCCAAGUUCGGAAAGUGCUAAACAUGUGAGACCUUCAGGACUUUGGGCUUCCCUUCGACAUUAAUCUGUGACACCAUGAUGAAACAGAAAUUCUAUUGAAAGCAGUGUUCACAAAGCUUACAUGCCAUCAUGUAACUUAAGUGCUGUUAAAAUCAACCGAAAACCAAACUCAGUCACUUACACACUCAGUCACUCAAUGCUAAAAUUCAGAAGUCAAAAAGUGUGUCAGUCUGUUGCUACAAGACAGUCACAAAGAGACGGUCACAAAGUAUGAAGUCUGAUAGCACAGAUACGUGACAGUUCUGGCUGCUCUGUACAGUUCAUACCAUCAUGUACCAGUUAUCCUCAAGAACUCCGCAUCAUCAUACUGCCAUGUCCUACCCAGACAGUGGAUGAAUCCUGGCAUCUGACCGUUUCCGUAGAACUUCAUGUACUCAAGAGAAGACAAUGUCAUCAUAUAGCGCUUCUGACUGUACCUUGUAUCCAUUGUUCAUGUUGUGUAAUUGUUGAUAUCUAUCACUUGUCACCUUGUAUGACCAUCGCCUGUAAUACUUACGUUGCCAAAAUGACUCUUAGGAGUCUACAAAACAGCCUAAGAUCAUGGAGUCUCUCGAUCAACAUCAGAUCAGCCAAUCAGUGUGGAUGCUUCCCAAUCCUUGGUGAGCAAAACGUUUGGAGCUGCAUAUAUGAUUUCUGUAUGUUGAAAAUGAAAGUAAUUCAGAUUGUUAUGGAUAUUUAAACCCAGCUGUUACUUAGAGUUGUGAUCUGCAUUUUGAAAUGUGUGCUUUAUAAUGGGAACAUUUGGUUUCAUGUGAAUGUUGUUUAUCUGAAUUUAGGAUGAUAGAUAUGUAUGUAUUUAGUAAUUCAGCUUCUUGGCCUGGAGAACAAUUGUAGGUUGGCUGAAUCAGUCACCUGGUGUAUAAUACAGCAAUAUUUACAAUUUACAUUUACAUCUCAGAAGAAAUACAUUUUUAAGAAACAUGGUCAAUGCUUGUAAAGUGUCCUGUUUGUAUUUAAUAUAUUACACAAGAGAGUUAAUAGAGAUAACAUCAGAAAGGGUUUGAAGAUAUGUUAAUCUUAGGUCAUGAUACUUUUUACAAAAUAUACCAAACGUGGAACUCAUCUUCCUUAACCCAAAGAUGACAUUGCAGACAUAAAGAUUUUUGUACAAGGUUGGGUUUUUUUCAAUGUAGAUUACUGAUACUGCAAUCGUGAAGAGAUAUCCUAAAUUUACAUAAACAUUGGUGGCUGUUGAUUAUGUUAUUGAAGAUUGUCUUAACCUUGAAUCAUUCAUCAAAUGAUUCAUCAAAUGAUUCAAGGUUAAGGUGGAGCAGUGGAUUAGCCUAGUGGUUAAAACAUUUGCUCGUCAUGCCAAAGACCAGGGUUUGAUUACCCACAUGGAUACAGUGUGUGAAGUCCAUUUCUGGUGUCCCCUGCCAUGAUAUUGCUGGAAUAUUGCUAAAAGUCACGUAAAUCCAUACUCACUAACUCACUCGAAUGGCAUCUAUAAUAUAUUGUGGUUUUGUUUUGUUUGAUGUUAAGCACCCCUUUCAGCAAUAGCCCAGCUAUGUCAGAGAGGCCAGUAAAUAAUCAAAUCCAGUGAUUAAUAUCAUGAGCACCAUCCAUACAUCUGAAGUAAGGUGAGGCUUCAUCAACCAAGUCUGACCAUCUGAGUCACCUCGUUGUGUUCUGUAUUAGGUUCCCAGCAUUCUCUUCCCACAGAGGUUACUUGUCAUAUCUUCCUACGAUGCUUUGUUCUAAUACGGCCAUAUUUCCUGGUUCUCGUAAAAUCCCCGAUCGGCCAAAAAUCGCAACACAAAUUAUCUCCCUUCUUUCUAUCCAAUCAGAACACAUGUUACAUCGACUUAGAUCCAACUUGACUAAUGCAAGCAAAUGUGGGGCCACAAAUAUUCCUCCUCUGUCGGAGACUUUUGUUUAUGUGACACACAAGACAUUUAAUGGCUAGCUUGUCCGUUUUCAAGAGGGCGAUGGAGACGCCAUUGAUCCGCUAUUACAUGACUGAGUUCUGUC